Messenger RNA from Triticum dicoccoides, 1038 nucleotides. RefSeq names its product putative ripening-related protein 5. The transcript is spliced from 2 exons. Lineage: Eukaryota; Viridiplantae; Streptophyta; Magnoliopsida; Poales; Poaceae. The coding region runs from base 1 to 1038 and encodes 345 amino acids. The record is from RefSeq and is a predicted model, not a curated record.
AUGGCCACUGCAAGAGCUCUGGCCACCAUGGCAAUCUUCCUCCUGGUGGCGCUCUCCACCUCCCAUGUCGCGUCCUCACUCCGCCCGGGUCUCGGUGUCUGCCGUGCGAGUGGCUACCUUCCAGGAAAGUCGGGCAACUGUGAGAAGAGCAACGAUCCUGACUGCUGCGAGGAUGGCAAGAGGUACCCGCAGUACCACUGCUCGCCGCCGGUCACAGCGACCACCAAGGCCGUCUUGACGCUCAACAGCUUCGAAAAGGGCAAGGACGGCGGCGGUCCGUCAGAGUGUGACAACGCCUACCAUAGCGACAAGGAGAUGGUAGUCGCGCUCUCCACCGGCUGGUUCAAGAACAUGGCCCGUUGCGAGCACCGCAUCAAGAUCAACGCCAAUGGCAAGUCUGUGUAUGCCAAAGUGGUGGACGAGUGCGACUCCGUCUAUGGCUGUGACGAGGACCACAACUACGAGCCCCCGUGUGCCAACAACAUCGUCGACGCCUCUCCUGCGGUGUGGAAUGCCUUGGGGCUCGACCAGAAUGUCGGCAUGGAGGGCAUCACCUGGUCUGAUGACUGCCGUGCGAGUGGCUACCUUCCAGGAAAGUCGGGCAACUGUGAGAAGAGCAACGACCCCGACUGCUGCGAGGAUGGCAAGAGAUACCCGCAGUACCACUGCUCGCCGCCGGUCACCACGACCACCAAGGCCGUCUUGACGCUCAACAGCUUCGAGAAGGGUAAGGACGGCGGCGGUCCAUCGGAGUGUGACAACGCCUACCAUAGUGACAAGGAGAUGGUAGUCGCGCUCUCCACCGGCUGGUUCAAGAACAUGGCCCGUUGCGGGCACCGCAUCAAGAUCACCGCCAAUGGCAACUCCGUGUAUGCCAAGGUGGUGGACGAGUGCGACUCCAUCCAUGGCUGCGACGACGACCACAACUACGAGCCCCCAUGUGCCAACAACAUCGUCGACGCCUCUCCUGCGGUGUGGAAUGCCUUGGGGCUCGACCAGAAUGUCGGCAUGGAGGGCAUCACCUGGUCUGAUGAGUGA